Messenger RNA from Diaporthe citri, 684 nucleotides. RefSeq lists its product as uncharacterized. NCBI's taxonomy places the organism in Eukaryota, Fungi, Ascomycota, Sordariomycetes, Diaporthales, Diaporthaceae. The coding region runs from base 1 to 684 and encodes 227 amino acids. Gene Ontology annotation, molecular function: oxidoreductase activity, acting on the CH-OH group of donors, NAD or NADP as acceptor. The record is from RefSeq and is a predicted model, not a curated record. The transcript is spliced from 4 exons.
AUGCCUCAGAAUUUGAUGCGCGUGCCAUUUUUCACCUUCCCCAAGCCGAUUUUGGCUACCACUGUCCUGAUCACAAUCCCGAUUGAGAACAGUAGCCUCUUCAACUAUUUCUUUGCUGCCAUCAAUCCCACGUUUCACCUCAACCCUAACCUCAAAAUCAAUCGGCACAACACCGCGACCGUUCGACGCCACCACAAAUUCGAGCCAACAGCCAUGGCCUCGAAGACUGCCCUCAUCGUUGGCAAGUGCGCGAAACAAGGCAUCGGCCUCGAGCUCGGCAAGAAACUCAAAGCUCGUGGCUACGACGGCCCAUUCCUCACCAUCAAGCACUUCUACCCUGCCCUGAAACAGAGCCAUCAAGGAAGAAUCAUCAACAUCUCGUCCAACAUGGCUUCUAUGUCGUCUUUGACCGAUAAUCGUCGGGGCACAUCUCUAGGUUAUCGCCUCUCCAAGACAGCCCUCAACCAACUGACGGUAACACUGGGCAGAGAGUUCCAGUCCCACCAAAGCAACGUCACAGUCAACGCUAUUCAUCCUGGCUGGAUUCCAACUGCGAUGUCAGACUGGACUGGGCCCGACGACAUGGACACCCAGACUGGCCUCAUGAUCGAGACUAUUGAAGCGUUUGGCGCCGAGGACACAGGAAAAUAUGUCAAUGCACAGGGUGAGGACAUGCCAUGGUAG